Hemicordylus capensis (graceful crag lizard) is the source of this 3518-nucleotide messenger RNA. RefSeq names its product mesoderm specific transcript (gene MEST). Gene Ontology annotation, molecular function: catalytic activity. The transcript is spliced from 12 exons. The record is from RefSeq and is a predicted model, not a curated record. Bases 676 to 1656 code for a protein of 326 amino acids. NCBI's taxonomy places the organism in Eukaryota, Metazoa, Chordata, Lepidosauria, Squamata, Cordylidae.
UUCUCACCCAAGCAGCUGAUUGAGACCAUUUCCCUCUGCAGUGGAGAAAGGGGGUGUGUCCCUCCAUUUCUGGGAGGACAAAAAGGAGGAUUUUUGAAUGAGAUAUAUUAUUGCGAGGAGGAGAGGCUUAUUUGUUAAAAUGGGAGGAGGCUCUCCGAAGCAGAGAAUGUCGAUUGUAAGCCCUGUGGGGCAGGGACCUGCCAUUUGGUACUUUGUGAAGUGCCGGGCACACUGAUGUCCCUAUGCAAAUAGUAACAUUUAUUCUAAUAUUUCGAUGUUACUGGCCAUCAAAAGAAAAGUUAUCUACGGACCACAGGUUCCCAGCUUUGGAUCUCCAGAUGUUGUUGGGCAUCUGCCUAGCCACAGUGGCCAAAAGCACACCUGGGGUCCCAAAGUAGGAACCUGGGGUCCCUAUGAUUAAUCCUCAGUAAAUAAAUAGCCCUCAGAAGGGAGCAUUGAUCCCCUUAAUGGGGCAGGAGGAGCCAGCUUUCAGGGGAUGUUGGGAAAGUUUGGGAUGUGUGCGGAGGUGGGAUUUAGAGUGAGGAGAGGGGUUGAUUCUGACACUCUAGGGGGUGUUUCUGAAGGUUUGGGGGAGGAGGGCCUCCUCCCCUCUCUAAUACACAACUUUGGAAAAUUUGAGAGUUUUUUGACAUUGUAACCUCCACCAGGAAUAGAAUGAGAGAGUGGUGGAUUCAGGUGGGCCUCCUGACUGUGCCACUUAUUGCUGUAUACCUGCAUAUUCCACCCCCCAAAUUAUCACCUGCUCUGCACUCAUGGAAGUCAGCAGGAAGUUAUUUCACGUACAAAACCCAGAACAUAUUUUACAGAGAUUCCACGGGUGCAGUUGGCAGUUCAGACAUUGUGGUUCUCUUGCAUGGCUUUCCAACCUCCAGUUAUGACUGGUACAAGAUUUGGGAAGGGCUGACUCAGCGAUUUCAUCGAGUGAUUGCUCUAGAUUUUGUAGGGUUUGGCUUCAGUGAUAAACCCAGGCCCCAUCGAUACUCCAUCUUUGAGCAGGCCAGCAUUGUGGAAGGGCUGCUAGGCCACUUGGGCCUGCUGAACCAGCGGAUCAACCUCCUGUCUCAUGACUAUGGGGACACAGUUGCACAGGAGCUGCUCCACAGGUAUGAGCACAACAAAACGGGAAGCGUUCUCAUCAACAGUCUGUGUCUAUCAAAUGGAGGUAUUUUCCCAGAAACUCACCAUCCUAGGCUCAUCCAGAAGAUUCUCAAAGAUGGAGGCCUGCUGACACCCAUCAUUACCCGGUUAUCAAACUACUUCUUCUUUGCAAAAGGGCUUGCAGAAGUCUUUGGCCCAUACACUCAGCCUUCAGAGGCCGAAUACUGGGACAUGUGGACAGCAGUUCGGACAAAUGAUGGAAACCUUGUGGUUGACAGCAUUUUGCAGUUCAUCAACCAACGGAAGCAGCACAGGGACCGCUGGGUUGAUGCGCUAACGUCCACUUCUGUUCCGUUGCAUCUCAUUUAUGGGCCACUGGAUCCUGUUAAUCCAUACCCAGAGUUUCUUCCACUCUACAAACAAGUGCUCCCAAUGUCUACUGUGUCUGUCCUGGAUGACCACAUCAGCCACUACCCCCAGCUGGAGGACCCCAUGGGUUUUCUGAAUGCCUACUUGAGCUUCAUCAACUCAUUCUGAGCAGCAAACAAGAAAGCGGGUUAGGGCGCUUCAUCUCAGACUUUUAAAAAAACAUUCAAGAGGGCUAGAUAAUGGACACUUAAACUCCUGACAACAACUGUGGCUUGCAAUGAACGGACAGCUAACGUUUCUGCCUCGGCAGGUGAACCUAGAGCAGUGCUUUUCAAUUGAUGGCAUUUCACAGUACUUCAUGGUCGAAGUACCACUGACUGAAAAGCACGGCUUUCUAGAAUACGACUCGGCACUCACUUGAGCAGAAGACCCAACACAGCCACUGUUAACCUAUUCCUUCCUUCACCUUCCCUUCUCAUUUCAGGUAGCAUGAAGGGAGAGGCUAAACCAUACCAGCAAGUAGUUUCUUGUCUUACUCACCUCCAUAUUCUCUGCCUUACUUCUCUCGUUAGUGGAAGGAAAGAGAUCCUCUCUUGUGCAGCUCUUCUCUAUCUUCCCGUUCCCCUCCCCGGCCACUUUCCUUUUCAGGAAGGUGCACAGAAGCCUCUGCUCCCUCACAGAGCUUGGUCUGCCUUAUUUCCCCACAGAAGGCAAGUGGGUAGGAAGGAACAAAGCAGACUACUCUGGCCCAAGGACUCCACUUCUGGAGGAUGAAUCAUGUUAGCCUAUCACAGAAACAACAAAAUGUCUUAUGGCACCUUAAGGGCAGGUUUAUUAUGGCACAGACUUUUGUGGCUGAAGCUCACUUCCUCAGCCAUCUCUUCAUCACAGGCUCAUGGCUCACCCCACAGGCUCGCAGGGCCCCAUCAGUGAGCUGCCCAGUGGAGACCACAACUGUAGAGUAAUGGAGAAGGUGCGGAUGCUGGACAAACCAGCUGGCAAAAUCAAGCAAACACCCUCUUACUGAUAUCUGGUAGCCAUCAAGGCAAUCCACAAUCCCCCCUCUUUCACUGUGUAGCUUUGACGUGAUGGUAAUAUGCCAAAUGGAAGUGGAAGGCGCAGACUUUUAGGCUCAAACAGAACACCUUUGGGACAUUUCUUUCCCCUGCUUCUCUAAAGUUGUGAUGAAGGGAGGUCCAGCCAGUCAGAAGAACAUCCAGCACAUGCAACCUCUAUAGUUUCCAGAGCAACUUGUGUCUGCUUGGGAGGGAGAAUCAUGAAACCUUUGAUGUAGUGACUGCUGUAUUGGGCUUGGAGCUGGGAAAUCCUCACAUCCAAAUCCUUGCUCCACUGGAACACUCACUGGUUUGGGGUAAGUUGCAGUGGGCAUUUACAAGCAGCCAUUUCAUAAGGGAAAACUUAGGAACAUCAGGAGCCACAAUAUAGCGAGUCACACCAUUGGCCCAUCUAGCUCAGUAUUUCCCAGCCCUACCAAGACACUGCCAGGAACUGAACUGGAAUCUUUUACCAGCAGUUCAUGCCUACUGUAGCUCUCAAGAAGAAGAAGAAGAAAGGUGUUACACAUUUUCACCUCAUCAGAAAUCUGGAGAGCUACAGCAGUGCUGGAGCUUGGUAGACUGUCAUCUGUGUUUGGGCUAGACGAUUUCAAAAGACUGUUGUGAAACCCAAAUGCUGCUCUGAGCAUGCUGGGGGGAGGGGGGAUGAACAGCUGUAACACAAGCCAUUACUUUCUUGCAACACUGACAUCUGCAAGCCAUCCCAGUUCAGGAAGUUUGUACCUGCAGUGCAAUAUGCAAGAAAGCCCUUGCAGGCUGUUUCUGUGAGAGGCUCAUCUGUAUCGAGGUCUGGAGGGAAGGGCUGCAUGACAUACUGCAGUACUGUUCAGGCAGCUACUACAGGAUGUGUUUUAUUAAUCACACCAGUUAUUAACUAAUACAGUGUUGAUGCUGAAACAGCCAUGUUUAUUUUCUCUUAAUAAAAAUUCAAGAAAACUGGAGAAGGAAAUCUUC